Molecule: messenger RNA, 884 nt
Organism: Leptosomus discolor (cuckoo roller)
Lineage: Eukaryota; Metazoa; Chordata; Aves; Leptosomiformes; Leptosomidae
Source: RefSeq, a predicted model, not a curated record
CUUCUCUGAUCUUCUCUUUCCAGGCUGCGAGCUGACUGACAGUACCAAAUCCUACACGUUUCAGGUGGACAAGGAAGAUGACUCUGACCACAUUUUGGCCCUGUCUGUGGUCUGCCUCACAGACGGUGCCAAGGACGAGUGCAACGUGGUGGAGGUUGUCGGACGAAACCACGAGAACCAGGAGAUAGCUGUGCCUGUGGCGAAUCUGAAGUUGUCAUGCCAGCCCUUGCUGAGUCUGGACAACUUCAAGCUGCAGCCUCCAGUGACCUUCCGCCUGGCGGCAGGCUCUGGCCCAGUACACCUCGCUGGCUGGCACAGGAUUGUGCACAAGGAAGAUGCUUCCUUUGAGGAGGACGAUGACUUGUCUGCGGAGGAGGAGGAGGUGGAGCUUCCUCCUAUCAUGCCAGCCAAGAAGUAGAGGAGGAAGCAGUAACUUGUCUCCGGGCAAGGUACUCGCUGGGACUUCUCUCCCUGGACGGCUUUUACCUCGGACACCUCUUGCCAGGACCUCAACAUUUGCUGCUUUGUUUUUAUUUUUAUUAUUUUUUCUGUUGUAGCUUCUUGGGGAGCAGGGGCUGCUCCCAGCACUGGGGUGUCUCCUUUCCCACAGCCAUGGGAGGUUGAUCCCAAAACCAGAUGGAUGCUGCUGGUAUAUGCCCUCUCCCUCAUCUCUGUGCUGGGAGUCAGGGAUGGAGGGGGUGAUCCUUGCCCUGUGCCUUUUUGCUGUUCUGAACCUCUGCUCUGUGCACCCCUUCUCCCUACCUCUGAAAUACCCAGUCCUGGCCCUUUCCCAAGUAGAUGGACAUAAAGCCAGCAGUGGGACAGGCAGUUUCACUGAUUCUAGUGUGUUUGCUUUUCUUUACUCACAAUCUGCUUUUCUUUAC